Pantherophis guttatus is the source of this 886-nucleotide messenger RNA. RefSeq names its product transmembrane p24 trafficking protein 2 (gene TMED2). Lineage: Eukaryota; Metazoa; Chordata; Lepidosauria; Squamata; Colubridae. The record is from RefSeq and is a predicted model, not a curated record.
CGCCCCCCUUUCCCUUUCUCCGUUGCCCGCCUGUUCUUCCUGUGGCUGGUUGGCCGAGGCCCGGCUCGCCUCGUCCUCGCUUUCCGUCCGUCGCCUGGCCCGCCUCGCUCCCCGCCGCCAUGUCGCCGGUGCGGGCCGUGCUGGCGCUGCUGGCCGCGCUCUGGGCCCCGGCGGCCGGCUACUUCGUCAGCAUCGACGCGCACGCCGAGGAGUGCUUCCUCGAGAGGGUCCCCUCAGGCACCAAGAUGGGGCUCAUCUUCGAGGUGGCCGAGGGAGGCUUCCUAGACAUCGACGUCGAGAUCACAGGCCCUGAUAACAAAGGCAUUCACAAAGGCGACAGAGAAUCCAGUGGAAAAUACACCUUCGCAGCUCACAUGGACGGAACGUAUAAGUUCUGCUUCAGCAACAAAAUGUCCACCAUGACUCCAAAGAUAGUGAUGUUCACUAUCGACAUUGGGGAAGCUCCCAAGGGACAGGACAUGGAGACAGAAGGUGGCGGAGAUACCUGGGAUGCUCACCAGAACAAGCUAGAAGAGAUGAUUAACGAAUUAGCAGUGGCCAUGACAGCCGUCAAACACGAACAGGAAUACAUGGAAGUUCGCGAAAGAGUACAUCGAGCGAUUAACGACAACACAAAUAGCAGAGUGGUCCUCUGGUCAUUCUUCGAAGCCCUCGUACUAGUUGCCAUGACACUGGGACAGAUCUACUACCUGAAGAGGUUUUUUGAAGUCCGGAGAGUGGUUUAAUCAAACUUGGCUACCCAGCCCCCAUUCUGGUGACCCCAGACUCUUGUUUCACUCUUUUACCAAACGACUUCGUUGCAAAAAUCACGUAGUUUCCUUUAUCCUCCCCCGCAUCCUGAACUUAUAAAACUUUUUAAGUUUAA